Messenger RNA from Hemiscyllium ocellatum (epaulette shark), 1797 nucleotides. RefSeq names its product zinc finger protein 211-like. Lineage: Eukaryota; Metazoa; Chordata; Chondrichthyes; Orectolobiformes; Hemiscylliidae. The coding region runs from base 443 to 1285 and encodes 280 amino acids. The record is from RefSeq and is a predicted model, not a curated record. The transcript is spliced from 3 exons.
GCUGAAGGUUGCGCUGCAGACUGUGUCAGUCUGGUUUGGAAGGACAGCACUUUGCAACGGGAUAGACCCCAGGGGCGUUGGUAACUGAGGACCAGCAUCAAUGCACUCCCUCAGGGACACACACACACGCUGCUGUGUUUUAUCCUCCUCCAUUCCAGGCACCAGCUCCUUCCUCGGGCGCCUGCAUCAAACCCGUUUGCAUCCUCUCCCGCCCUUUGUCUACCCGAAGACUUUUCACCUCUCGCUCUAUGAGCAGGACAGGAAGAGGUUGUAACCACCUGGGAUAGCUUUGAAGUGCACGUAGAGAGCGUUCCUGUGAACAGACGGUGAAGAGAGUUUUACCCAAUUGCACAAGCUGAUAAGGCAGCAUUUAUUGUGAGCAGAGACUGUGUGCUUGGCUACUGUCUCGAGACGAGGAUCUCGCUUCCCGGGCGCCUGCGUCAUGGAGAAACCCUGGAAAUGUGGCGAUUGCGGGGUUGGUUUCCGCUCCCCCUCCGCGCUGGAGAUCCACCGGCGCGUCCACACCGGGGAGCGGCCGUUUGCCUGUCCCGACUGUGGGAGGGGCUUCACCAAGUCAUCGUCGUUGCAGAGACACCGGCAGGUCCACACCGGGGAGAGGCCCUUCAGCUGCCCCACCUGCAGGAAGGGCUUCACCCACUCGUCCGCCCUGCUGACCCACCGGCGGGUCCACACGGGCGAGAGGCCGUUCGCCUGCCCUGACUGCGGCAAGGGCUUCAGAGACUCCUCCACCCUGCUGAGGCACCAGCGGGUCCACACCGGGGAGAGGCCCUUCAGCUGCCCCGAGUGCGGGAAGGCCUUCAAGGACUCGUCCACCCUGCAGAAGCACCGGCGGGUCCACACGGGGGAGAGGCCGUUCGUCUGCUCCGAGUGCGGGAAGGGCUUCACUCAGUCGUGCCACCUGCUGACCCACCGGCCCGUCCACACCGGGGACAGGCCGUUCUCCUGCCCGGUGUGCGGGAAGGCCUUCACCAAGUCGUCCAACCUGCGCACCCACCAGCGGGUCCACACCGGGGAGAGGCCCUUCAGCUGCCCCGAGUGCGGGAAGGCCUUCGGCGAUUCGUCCACGCUGCUGACCCACCGGCGGGUCCACGCGGGGGAGAGGCCCUUUGCCUGCUCGCAGUGCGGCAAGGCCUUCACACGCUCGUCGUACCUGCUGACCCACCAGCGGGUCCACACCGGCGAGAGGCCUUACGUCUGCCCGGCCUGUGGGAAAGGCUUCACUCUGCUCUCCGUGCUGCUGACGCACCAGAGAACACACCGGUGACAACCAAGCUAAGUUACUCAUGCCGCCCAGGCAUGUGCAGCACACUGUGGGACUGCCACCGAGUCAGAUAUAGAGGGGCUUGUAAGCUCUCCGUUCAGAACAGCAUCCACUCUCUCUUAAUGGUACAGAACAUGCCUUCAGCUUCAGAACACUGGAGAAAAAAUACGGAAAGCCAUAGAAGUAAAGGGAUUUGGGAAUUCUCGUCCACCAAUCUCAAAAGAGUGAGCAUUCAAAUUCAGCGGGUGAUGGGGAAGACAAGUGGUGUGUUUAUUUCGAAGGAAAUAGUGAAAUCAGGAGAUUUUGCUAAAAUGUAUUCUACGAGGCACCAGUUCGACCACAUUGAGAAUCCCAUGAGCAGCUUUUUUGUCUCUGAAAGAAAUUUAUUGCAGGCGUCGGAGACGGUCCAGAGAUGGAUACCAAGGGACCGUCUUUGGAGAGGUUGAGUGCCUUGGGCCUGCCUUUAGAAGGAGAGGCAACCAUAUUAAAAUAAAAGACUCUUUGGGGAGACUUGA